AUGAUCGGCUUUUGUGAAUCGGUUGUGAAACCCAUCCUGAAUUCAAACCAGCACUCAGGUUUGGAGUUUCAGAAUACUACAAGAUUCGCUUCGACCAACAAUCGCCUGUUGUUUGAGUCACCGCUGCAACAAUUCAGCGCCUACUUCGACUACACCGCUCCCAAGAAGGGAGGCAACGCCCUCGGGAUGAAGGCGCUGAGCACAGAGACUGGAGCCGGACUCAUCUACAGCAAUUGCGGAGUCUACAAUUGUUGA
Molecule: messenger RNA, 255 nt
Organism: Phytophthora nicotianae INRA-310
Lineage: Eukaryota; Oomycota; Peronosporomycetes; Peronosporales; Peronosporaceae
Exons: 3
Coding region: 1-255 (84 amino acids)
Source: RefSeq, a predicted model, not a curated record